AGUAGUUUGCAUAAAAAUAAUCGUUUUUCGAAUUGGAAGCAUCGAAGAAAAUUGAAUUCGCCUCGUAUUGCCCGGAUAUUUCGACGAACUCCGAAGAUAAGUUAUCUAUCGGUGGUGCACGUCGAUCCUCCCAUUUUUAUUCGUCACUCGAAGAGAUUCGCCUCCCGCGAAAGAUCAAACGCUAAAGAUACCCACGUUCUGUCGCCAUCUUGUGGAUUUAUAACCGUAUCAGAGUAUUGAUUUUCUUAGUUGUGCGAGGACAAAAAUUACGGUGACGUCGCUCGUUCUUUCCGAGAAACGAGGGUUUUAAUUUAUGAUGAGACGCGAUCACGCUGCAGUACUGAUUCUUAAACGCUUACCAAUUUAUUAUCGUAACGAUCUAUCUUAAAUUGCAUCGACUCGACAAACAACAAAAUCCUUGAUAAGAUAUUUGGGACUUUCAGUCGAUCUUUGAUAACAGGUUGUUGCUCUAACUGCUGUCUCAACAAUUUUAUUCAUACAUUCCAAUUACCGUCCAGAAACGAAAGAACUCCCACGAUUCGCGCGGCAAUGUAACGCGUUAAUUAAUAGCGCAGAGUCAGUAAAGUUGCCUGAAGAUGUACGCUAAUUUGAAUAUCAAAGCGGAAAGAAACUGACGUCAAAACGGAAACAGAUUGUGAAAGAACGUAAACAAAAGCGAGCGUUCAUCCCGGACUUCGAUCUGAAGAAAACAUGCACGUCCGGUUGACUCACGCUAGAUAAAAUGAAUGUACUAAGCGUCAGAAAUUAUAGGAAGAGAUUAACGCAUUUAGGAUCACCCUUCAACUUGAAUAUCACACAUAAAAAAUAUAGAAAUUUUUCCGAUUACAAAUUUGCAAAUAUUCCCAGAUUUUCAGAACUUAAUCCAACUGAUCACCCGAAUACCUGUCCCAGGCAAAAAUGCAAUAUGCAUACGCGAACGAUGACGUAGUCUAAUUAUUGGAAGACUCGCAGUGUGCUUGGAUCGGAUCGUGACGUAAUAGCGUUUGAAGCACACGUUACCACGCACUCCACUAAUUACGAGCACCUAGUGCAAUCGAUCCCUCGACGCAAAAUCCGGCCAACCUACGCCCUUACUCGAGCUUUAGCCUCCGGGCGACCGAGUUUUGCAGAAGCGUGCAUCAACGACACGCAGCUCGUUUCCGCAUGGCCGAUACACGGCUGCUUCACCGCCUCGAGCACCCUUCGCCCAAGGACGAAUCCACCUGGUUAAGGGUGCGAACGGCCGAAGGGCGAAGAAACGAGAUAAAUUAGGUCUUGGCAAAGAGAUAGCAAGAGACCAUCUUCACAGAAUGGGAACUCAUAUCGUGGUUGGUGGUGUUAUAUCGCCUGUACACGACGCUUAUGCUAAAAAAGAACUUGCAAGCGCUACACACAGGUGUGCCAUGUUGAGGCUAGCCUUGCAGAACAGUGAUUGGAUUAAACUUAGCUCAUGGGAAACUAGACAGAAUGGUUGGACAAAGACUAGGAUAAGUUUACAGCAUCAUCAGAAUUUGUUGAACUCUGUUCUAUUUGAUUCAAACAAUAUUAAACAUAAUGUGUCGAGCGAAGAUUUGGAAUGGAUACCAGAGAAUGUGAAGAACUGUUCUGACCACACUCCCAUUCAGAUUAAAUUAUUGUGCGGCGCUGAUUUGUUAGAGAGCUUUGGAACUUAUGAUCUCUGGGCAGAAGAGGAUAUUGACGCAAUCGUUGGAGAACAUGGUCUUGUGGUCAUCACUAGGGAAGGAUCUAAUCCCAAUAAAUUUAUAUACGAUUCGGACAUUCUUUCCAAACAUAUGCACAAUAUAUACAUAGUGACCGAGUGGAUUCCAAACGAAGUUAGCUCAACUAGAAUAAGAAGGGCACUGAAGAGAGGCGAGAGUGUCAGAUAUCUCCUACAAGAUUCUGUGAUCGACUAUGUCUACAAACACGGGAUUUACGAUGCAAAGACAUCGUCGACAAUUAAGUUGGAACUGACCUCGCCAAACGCGAAUAAUUACUUGACCAUUGAUUCGAAGUACCAAAGCACCUUUCUCACGCCGUCGCCUAGCGAUGUAACCAUGGAAUCCCCGAGUCCGAUCGAAAUAAUAUCCAUCGACGUGCCUGACACGGUUCUCCGUAAGAAUAUCCAGAACGCAACGAGCGUGGCUUGCGUCGCCUCGCGUCACGGCGGCCUCGAGGAGGCUCGCGAGAAAUUCAUUAACGCCCUCGUGGCGGAGAACGGUAACGCCAAACACAUAACGACCGCGAAGGCCGCGUAUCCAGGUCUCGCGAAACAGAUCAUCGCCACCGAAACCGGCGAGUCGCAGAUCCUCGACGAGGUAGGCUUCGUUGACGAUGAUAGAAAGAUCAGGAAGGUCGUCAGGGUGCAGCCCCGAUCCAGUCAGCUGGAGGAGAUAUGUCCUAGCCGUGUCGCCACCUCGUCGAAACACGAGGCUAACGCGAAAUGCUCCGAAACUAAAGAUAACGUUAAGUCUAGCGAGGGUGUAGUUCGAACGUUGCCCGAGAACGACCUCGAUGAGGCAGGAUUAAAGAAAGAACGCGAUAGCAAAUCUCCGGUAUCGUCUUCGGUUGUUUCCACGACGUGUGCGGUCGAUAACAGUGGACGACACGAGUGCGCCUUGUCGGACUUCAGCGUGGACAAGGAGGAUUACAGACUCACGCGAUACGGUCUGGACGAUGCAGCCGAAGACGACAACCGGGAAGAUUCUCCGUUAGAAAAAGAACGUUCGAACGACGACACCUCUAAGGACGAGCAGGUUGAUCGAAAGGAUUUAGAUCAGGAUAUCUUUUCUAGCGAUGCCGUGCGAUGUCCCAAUACACAGGUGUUAGUGUUAGUUAGCGCCAUGAUCCACAAUCCGUUCGAGAAGGAGGGAGCGUUGAUCAUGGAGGAGAACGAGGUGCAGGGUAAGAGCGAGAUCACGAUAUACAAGGGUGAAUCCGACGGUAGUAUCGAUAAGCUGAGCGUGCUGGUACAGUCGCCUGUGCCGUCGUCCCUUAGCGACGAGAGUACGGUCAAGAUACAAGAAAUAAUCGAGGACGUGUCCGACAACGCUAAAGAAAGCUCCAAUGAUUCAUUGAUGAUCUCGUCGAAACGGGACGCGAUCGAGAUCGACGGUAAGUAUGUCAAGUCCGUGGUGAACGCUCGGAAGAGUCCCAGGAGGACGAAGAACGGUCAGAUGAGGUUGUACGAGAGCGAGACGAAACUCGACGAUGCGAAGAAAACGGAGAAAAAGGAGAAGAAAAGCACAGACUCCUGCACGCAAUCCGACGAGACGUUCUAUAAGACGGUAUCCAAGUCGUCGAGGAGCCCCAGGAGAUCCCGAUCGAAGGUGGCCAGCGAAGCGUACGAAUCCACGACGACCAGCGACGAGAAAUCGAAAAAGGCCAGACGAUACGACUCGUCGCUGAAAGGCAGCCUAGACUCGGUAAUCGCGUCCAACGAUUCGAGAACGGUGUCCAGAAGAAGAUCGAGAACGGACGAGAUGUUCUCGAAGAAGUCGAAGAGCUACGAGUCCAUCAAAAGGAUGCAGGAGGUGCGCUACGAAGACCCCUCCAAAGCGGACAGCACAUCGCAGCUGAUUACGACUAACGAGCUGGACAUGGAGGUCGACGAGUUCUGUUCCCUUUGUUGCGACAUUAACGAAAUGUCCUUGAGAACGGAAGAGGGAAUCUCGAGUCCCAGUUACGACAACUUUUACACCCUGGAGGACGGAUGCUUCAUCUGCAGGUCCUGGACCGUGAGGGAUCACGCGGAUAGGUUGUGCGAGAUAUGCUUAAAUCAAGACGGCUGGCUGUGGGAGUCUUCUUGCAGGAGUCUGCCCAAGAACAGAUCCAAAGUCGCGGAUACGACCGUGACGGAUCCGUCGUUGGACGAGGACAGCUUCGAGAUCGAAAACUGUGGCUUCCAGAAUGGUCCUGGGUCCACGAGCGACCGGAAACAGGAAACCGACAUCGUAUCAGAGUCCUUCGACUUCUCGGAUUCGUUCCUCUCGAACAAGAGGUCCAGAGACAAGUACUUUAUCCCGAAGGACGAACUGGCCAUCUUGUCCAGCGGCUCCAGACGCGUAAAUCGCAAAGGAUCUUUGUUGAGGAAAAAGCCAACCGAGGAUCCGACGAAUGUUUCUCAGGAUAAACGACGCUACUCGUCCGUCGACAAUCUUCAGUUAGCGAAAACGUCUUCCAGAAGCAACGACAAGGUUCUCGGGUCCAAGAACAACAAACUGAUCGGGUCUGCGGACAACAUACGUGCCUCGAAGAGCUCCAGACGGUGCAAGUCCUUGCAGAGAUCCGCGGACAACGUGCGAUACGUUGACUCGUCGACGGACAACCUGGACUCCCUCGUGGACAGUCUGGACAGGGAGGACGAUUUUGAGGAUCAGAAGGAAAAAAUGAAGGCCAGAGACAACGAAACGGUAAAGAUGAUCCUGACUAAACACGGCAUCAAGAUAAUCAGCGAGAAGGAGACGGCUCUGUAAUGGAAGAUUUAAAAAACCCGCUCAUUCAUGAAACAAUUAUAAAAUAUUAUAUACAUAUAUUAUUCUGUACGUGACACGAUUUAGGGUUAGGUCACCUGCAAACCUUAGAGUGCAGACUUAUCGACUAUCUUGUGAUAAUUCUGAUCGCUAACCUGUCGUCUUCGAAGGACGAGAGAUUUUUCACGUUAUACGAUAGUUCUAGUCAACUAAAUGUUGGGGAUGUGCGGCUAUUCGACAUUUCCGGUUCGGAGUCGCACGAAGUCGCUCGGGUUCGGACGAAUUUGAUAUCCGAAGGCCUUAGAAAAUUUCUCGAUUAACAAAGAGAUUCUAAACUUUGAUUCGACCGUCCCGCUCGAUUUUUUCCGACUUCGCCCGAACGUAUACCCGCAUAUCCUCAAGAUCCAUAUACAUAUUUAUAACUCGGGGAAACAGGUUAUUUCCCCGGGGCGAAAUCAACGCCAAGAUUAAUCCUAUUCACAGAUUCUAUUUAAUUACGAAAAUCGUUCGCGCCAAAUCGAAGUUAAAGGUUCGACUUGAUCGACGCACGUUGAUCGUGGAUAGAAAGAGUUCUAAAAUAUCUGUACACGUGAACGCCUUCGCGAAUUUCUUUCUAGAAGAAACGAACUGAUCCAAAGGAACCUCUGCUGAUUGAGUCGAAAAUAUCGUCGCCGGAGGUGCGUCGAUAAGAAGACAUUCGAGAACGCAUCGGAACCAGCAGAUCAUCGAGACAAUCCUACAAAUUACGUGUCAAUAUUAUACGAAAUCGUUUCGAUUAAUUAUAAAGAGUUAUUGUACGAAGUACGCUAAGUGAUACGAUACGAUGGGCUACGGUACAUCGAUCAGCAUAAAUUGUCAUUUUUUAAUGCCGCUUCGAGGAUUACCCGCUGAUCUCAGUUUUUUAUCUUGCGCGUGUAUCGUCGAUAAGGAUCUCUCUCCAUUGCGUCUGCCAAAACGUUUCAUUGAUACGUGCCAAUUCUUUUUUGAUACCUUUGUAGAUCGUGUUUUUUACUCCUGUACGGCGUAUCGCUGUGUAUGUUCAUGAUCAUAGUAUUAAUUUUUUUACAAUUUAAGCGAAAGUUUGUGGGGAAAAAUGUUCCUUGACUUUGGUACUCGUCGAACCAACGUUACGUUGAAAAAUAAUCUCGUAUUUUAUACCGUAUUCGUUGACGAAAAAUCUUUCGAUUAACUUUCAUAGUUUCUUUGGUACUACAGUUGAAAUAGAAGAACGUGUCCCGAAAGGGGGUUAACGCAUUUGCUCAGACACGAGGUUAUUUUCCAACGUAUAAACGGUUCGAUCAGUCUUUCCUUUUUGUAUCUUUGUAUCCUGUUGCACGGUGUCAUGCGCCUUUCUCUUUCUCUUUGUCAUGAAUUUCGCUUAAGAAAUCCUAAUGGCGAAUCAUUGUUCCCACGGCGAAUCUCCACUGCAUCUGUGAUGAAAUCGUACCUAUAUUUUUUAUUUAGAGAACAUUUGUGUUUCGUUGAGAUGUUGCUCAAGUCCGAUGGAAUUGUGACUCGGUCGCUUAGGUGCAAUGGAAAGAUUAUUGUUUGAAAUUAUGGCUGAGCUUCUUAGGCGUACCUGUGUUUUGAUAGUGCCUAAACUGCCUCGGUAAUCGUGCCUCCACCGUUAACGUCAUUGCAAAUCAUUUUGCGGACGAUUCUUGUUUUUGUUCUGAACACAUCCCCUUAUUCCACUUACGUUUUUCGUUGAUCGGUAGACUGGCACUUUUUGGGAAACCAAUAAAGUAGAUGUUCGUAAUAUUUGUUACUGAGGUACUAAAAAAUAUGUUAUUGUGAAAAGUUUAUAUUUUGUGAAAAUUGUAUAUUUUGUGAAAAUUAAAAUUAAUUUUGUGCUGUUUGAAUUUUUAAUUCUGAUACGAGCGUUUGCCAGUCUAUGGGUUAAGUCUUGCUAAGCAAGUACUACUUGCACCCCCUUUUCUCUAGUAAACCUCUUUGUAUAGUAAGUAGAUAGACGAGGGUGGCGAAAAAUGCUCAAGCUGACGGUAAUUGACUGUUUAACCCUUUGGGGGCGCAAUCACAAAUUCGAGAUAUGUAAAUUCGAAAGAUGUAUUUUUGAAAGAGAUCGUAAUUCAUUUAUUUUUCUUACGAUGAAGCGAAAAUCAAAGUACUACCUGGACAUAUGCCGGCCUUCGACCGCAAAGGGUUAAUUGAGAAAAUCUGUGCGACUGAAGAGAACGGCCUUAGGCCGCCCUUGUUUCUGACCGACUUCCGCUUCUCUUUUUAUUCUAUUCCUGUAUCUUCGUUUUUUUUUGUGUCUGUAUUCUGAAUGAUCUCGCGAGACACGCGAAAUACGUGUUUGGCCAACGCGACUUCUAUCAUGCAAUCGAAUGAAACUUAAAUAUUUGAACAAGAUCCACGUGUUCGAAGAAUCGGAGAAAGAGAUAACUGUCUUCCAUUACGUACUUCCAAUUUUUGUGCCUUUCCGCGAUUAUCUGUUUUCGUUUUGCGAGAAAUUCUAACGAGAGCGAAUAUUAGAGGGAAGGGUGCCAAAUUUUAAUCCUUACAAUUUUUAAAUUUUCUCUAAGAUUUGAGAUCUCUUUCUCGGUUCGAACGGAUGGAGUAAAGAGUAGUUUAGAGGACACGUGGGCCGAUAGAUAGCGUGAUAGAAGUCGAUGCGUGGUUCGGUUCUGAUGGAGCAUGUGAUAUGUGUU
This is a messenger RNA of Megachile rotundata (alfalfa leafcutting bee), 7144 nucleotides long. RefSeq names its product nicotinamide mononucleotide adenylyltransferase. NCBI's taxonomy places the organism in Eukaryota, Metazoa, Arthropoda, Insecta, Hymenoptera, Megachilidae. Gene Ontology annotation, molecular function: nicotinamide-nucleotide adenylyltransferase activity; nicotinate-nucleotide adenylyltransferase activity. Gene Ontology annotation, biological process: NAD+ biosynthetic process. The record is from RefSeq and is a predicted model, not a curated record.